This is a messenger RNA of Tachysurus vachellii, 10048 nucleotides long. RefSeq names its product talin 2b (gene tln2b). Gene Ontology annotation, cellular component: focal adhesion; cytoskeleton; plasma membrane. Gene Ontology annotation, molecular function: structural constituent of cytoskeleton; integrin binding; actin filament binding. Bases 150 to 7781 code for a protein of 2543 amino acids. Lineage: Eukaryota; Metazoa; Chordata; Actinopteri; Siluriformes; Bagridae. The record is from RefSeq and is a predicted model, not a curated record. Gene Ontology annotation, biological process: cell-cell adhesion. The transcript has 58 exons.
CGGAGCUCUAGUGUACAGAGACUGGAGUAACCCACAGCCUGCUGCCUCUCCACACCAGCUCCUCUCUCAUGCACCACGCUGCUGGAUUUCAGCUGUGGAGAGCUGCUGAGGUGCUUUGCCAUUGUAUGUGCAAACAAUAAGAGGUCAAGAUGGUGGCCCUGUCGCUGAAGAUCUGUGUGCGGCAGUGCAACGUGGUAAAGACCAUGCAGUUCGAGCCCUCCACCCCAGUGUACGAUGCCUGUCGCAUCAUCAGAGAAAGGGUUCCUGAGGCCCAAAGUGGACAAGCUUCAGAUUAUGGCCUGUUCUUGUCAGAUGAUGAUCCUAGGAAAGGCAUCUGGCUGGAAUCUGGUCGUACGCUAGACUACUACAUGCUCAGAAAUGGGGAUGUCUUGGAGUACAAGAAGAAGCAGAGGCCGCAGAAGAUUAAAAUGCUGGAUGGAGCGAUCAAGACCAUCAUGGUGGAUGAUUCCAAAACCGUAGGCGAGCUGCUCGUCACCAUAUGCAGCAGAAUAGGAAUCACAAACUAUGAGGAGUACUCUCUAAUCCAGGAGCAAGGGGAAGACAAGAAGGAGGACGGCAUGGGUACGCUAAAGAAGGAGAGAACUCUGCUCAGAGACGAGAGAAAGAUGGAAAAACUCAAAGCCAAGCUUCACACAGAUGAUGAGUUGAAUUGGCUGGACCACAGUCGGACGUUCCGCGAGCAGGGGGUGGAGGAGAGCGAGACGCUGCUGCUUAGGAGGAAGUUUUUCUACUCUGACCAGAACGUGGACUCUCGGGAUCCUGUGCAGCUCAACCUGCUUUAUGUACAGGCCAGAGAUGACAUCUUAAAUGGCUCCCACCCAGUGUCCUUCGAUAAGGCGUGCGAGUUUGGUGGAAUCCAGGCACAGAUCCAGUUCGGUCCUCAUGUGGAGCACAAACACAAGCCCGGAUUCCUAGACCUGAAGGAGUUCCUGCCCAAAGAGUAUAUUAAACAGCGAGGAUCUGAGAAGAGGAUCUUUCAGGAACACAAAAGCUGUGGAGAGAUGACGGAAAUCGAGGCGAAGGUGAAAUACGUAAAACUCGCCAGGUCCCUGAGAACAUACGGAGUGUCCUUCUUCUUGGUGAAAGAGAAGAUGAAGAGCAAGAAUAAGCUUGUCCCACGCUUGCUGGGAAUAACCAAAGAGUCUGUAAUGCGGGUGGAUGAGAGGACUAAAGACGUCGUGCAGGAGUGGCCCUUAACCACAGUGAAAAGAUGGGCAGCAUCUCCCAAGAGUUUCACAUUGGACUUUGGUGAAUACCAAGAGAGCUACUAUUCUGUUCAGACUACAGAAGGAGAGCAAAUCUCCCAACUUAUUGCAGGAUACAUAGACAUCAUCCUUAAAAAGAAGCAGAGCAAGGACCGCUUCGGUUUGGAUGGCGAUGAGGAGUCCACCAUGCUGGAAGAAUCGGUUUCACCAAAGAAGUCAACUAUCCUGCAGCAGCAGUUUAACCGCGUGGGCAGAGUGGAGCAUGGGUCAGUGGCACUGCCCGGCAUCAUGCGCUCGGGUUCUGUCGGCGGCCCAGACGCUGUUAACAUGGGCACAAUGCCGGCUCCUCAGCAGCAGAUCACUAUGGGGCAGAUGCACAGAGGACACAUGCCCCCACUGAGCCUGGCGCAGCAAGCGCUUAUGGGCACCAUAAACAGCAGCAUGCAGGCAGUACAGCAGGCUCAGGCAGACCUCGGUGAGGUGGAUAACCUGCCACCACUGGGACAGGAUAGGGCAUCCAGGGUUUGGGUUCAGAAUAAAGUGGAUGAAUCCAAGCACGAAAUCCAUUCCCAAGUAGACGCCAUAACUGCUGGAACUGCAUCCGUUGUCAAUCUUACUGCAGGUGACCCAACAGACACUGAUUACACAGCUGUAGGCUGCGCCAUAACCACCAUCUCCUCCAACCUGACGGAGAUGUCGAAGGGUGUGAAGCUACUAGCGGCGCUCAUGGAGGAUGAAGUGGGCAGUGGGCAGAGGCUAAUGGGAGCUGCCAGGACUCUAACCGGGGCAGUAUGUGACCUGCUCAGGGCUGUGGAGCCGGCGUCUGGAGAGCCUAGACAGACGGUGCUGACAGCAGCGGGUAGCAUCGGACAGGCUAGCGGGGACCUGCUGCGCCACAUCGGAGAGGGAGAGACUGACGAGAGAUUCCAGGACAUCAUGAUGAACCUGGCCAAAGCAGUGGCCAACGCUGCUGCACUGCUGGUGCUAAAGGCAAAGAAUGUAGCACAAGUUGCUGAGGACACAGCGCUACAGAACCGUGUGAUAACUGCAGCCACACAGUGCGCCCUCUCCACCUCACAGCUAGUGGCCUGCACCAAGGUGGUGAGCCCCACCAUCAGCUCACCCGUGUGCCAGGAACAGCUGGUGGAAGCAGGCAGGCUGGUGGAGCGCUCAGUGGAGCUGUGUGUUAAAGCUUGCCAUGCUGCCUCUGAUGAGGCUGAGCUGCUUCGGCAGGUGAAUGGAGCAGCAGGCACGGUCAGCCUGGCUCUUAGUGAUUUGCUUCAGCAUGUGCGCCACUACGCCAGUUGUGGUGAACCCAUCGGCCGCUACGACCAGGCCACCGACACCAUCAUGACAGUCACUGAGAGUAUCUUCACCUCUAUGGGAGAUGCAGGAGAGAUGGUGAGACAGGCUCGUGUGUUGGCCCAGGCAACGUCAGACCUGGUGAAUGCCAUGCGUUCGGACGCUGAAGCCGAGGUGGAUGUGGAUAACUCCAAGAAGCUGCUGGCGGCAGCCAAACUGUUGGCCGACGCUACGGCUAGAAUGGUGGAAGCUGCAAAGGGGGCUGCGGCUCACCCGGAGAACGAGGAGCAACAACAGAGGCUGCGAGAAGCUGCAGAAGGUCUGCGAGUGGCCACCAACGCUGCAGCUCAGAACGCCAUUAAAAAGAAGCUGCUCAACAGACUGGAGAUUGCUGCCAAGCAGGCUGCAGCAGCAGCUACCCAGACCAUUGCAGCUGCUCAGAAUGCAGCUGCCUCCAACAAGAACACAGCAUCGCAGCAGCAGCUAGUUCACAGCUGUAAGGCUGUAGCGGAUCACAUCCCUCAGCUGGUGCAGGGCAUGAGAAGUAGCCAGGCUCACCCAGAGGACCUGAGCGCCCAGCUGGCACUCAUAAUCGCCAGUCAGAACUUUCUACAGCCGGGCGGUAAAAUGGUUACUUCAGCUAAAUCAGCCGUCCCAACGGUAACAGACCAGGCAGCAGCAAUGCAGCUGGGACAAUGCGCCAAGAACCUGGCCACCUGUCUGGCAGAGCUCCGGACAGCUGCACAGAAGGCUCAUGAGGCGUGCGGUCCUCUGGAGAUAGAUUCAGCUCUCAACACUGUCCAGACCCUGAAGAACGAACUCCAGGAUGCCAAGAUGGCUGCAUUUGAUGGACAACUCAAACCUCUACCUGGAGAAUCGCUGGAGAAAUGUGCUCAGGACCUGGGGAGCACCUCCAAAGCUGUGGGCUCCUCCAUGGCCCAGCUGCUCACCUGUGCUGCCCAGGGCAAUCAACACUACACUGGUGUCGCAGCAAGGGAGACGGCGCAGGCUCUGCGGACUCUGGCUCAGGCUGCACGUGGAGUGGCUGCAUGCACGGUGGAGAGGCAGUCUGCGGCAGCCAUGUUGGAUUCAGCCACUCAUGUAAUGGAAGGCUCGACUAUGCUGAUCCAUGAGGCCCAGCAGGCCCUGGUGUGCCCUGGAGAUGCUGAGAGCCAGCAGAGACUAGCGCAGGUAGCAAAGGCUGUCUCUCACUCCCUGAAUAACUGUGUCAACUGUUUACCGGGACAGAAAGAUGUAGACAUGGCACUGAGGAGCAUCGGAGAAGCCAGCAAGAAACUUCUGGUGGAAAAUUUGCCUCCAUGCUCCAAGUCAUUCCAGGAGGCUCAAACCGACCUGAACCACACAGCUGCUGAGCUGAACCAUUCCGCCGGAGAGGUGGUGCACUCAUCACGUGGCACCAGCAGCCAGCUUGCCGUGGCCUCUGGCAAAUUCAGUCAGGAUUUUGACGAAUUCCUGGAUGCCGGGAUUGAGAUGGCUGGACACACUCAGUCCAAAGAUGACCAAAUGCAGGUGAUUGGCAAUCUGAAGAACAUCUCGAUGGCCUCUAGCAAGCUGCUGCUGGCUGCCAAGUCCCUGUCUGUGGAUCCUGGAGCUGCUAAUGCCAAGAAUCUUCUCGCAGCUGCAGCGAGAGCUGUUACCGAGAGCAUUAACCAGCUCAUCACACUGUGUACCCAGCAGGCACCUGGCCAGAAGGAGUGUGAUAAUGCGUUGCGUGAGCUAGAGGCGGUUCGAGGAAUGCUAGACAACCCCAAUGAACCAGUCAGUGAUCUCUCUUACUUUGAUUGCAUUGAGAGCGUAAUGGAAAACUCCAAGGUGCUGGGAGAGUCCAUGGCAGGUAUUUCACAGCACUGUAAGACAGGAGACGUGCCGGCAUUUGGGGAGUGUGUGGGUGUGGCAUCCAAAGCGCUGUGUGGACUGACCGAGGCAGCUGGCCAGGCAUCAUACCUGGUAGGUGUGUCGGAUCCUAACAGUCAGUCAGGUCAUCAGGGAUUGGUGGACCCCAUCCAGUUUGCCAAAGCUAACCAGGCCAUUCAGAUGGCAUGUCAGAGCUUGGUGGAUCCAGCUAGUAGUCCAUCCCAGGUGCUGUCAGCAGCCACGAUUGUGGCCAAGCACACCUCGGCUCUCUGCAACGCCUGCCGUCUAGCAUCCUCUAAAACAGCCAACCCUGUCGCCAGGAGGCAUUUUGUACAGUCAGCCAAAGAAGUGGCCAACACCACGGCUAAUCUUGUCAAAACUAUUAAGGCUCUGGAUGGAGAUUUUUCUGACGAGAACCGCGAAAAAUGUCGUGUUGCUACAACCCCUCUCAUACAGGCUGUGGAGAAUCUCGCCACAUUCGCCUCUAAUCCAGAAUUCGCCAGCAUUCCUGCUCAGAUAAGCAACGAGGGCUCGGCAGCUCAGGAGCCAAUCCUGUGCUCGGCUCGUUCUAUGCUGGACAGCUCCACCCAGCUGUUGAAAAGUGCUCGCUCUCUCAUCCUCAACCCUAAAGACCCACCUACGUGGUCCGUCCUGGCAGGCCACUCUCGCACUGUGUCCGACUCCAUAAAGAGCCUCAUCACCGCUAUCAGGGACAAGGCUCCAGGUCAGCGGGAGUGUGAUCACAGCAUCGACAGCAUCAACAAGUGCAUCCGAGACAUAGAGCAAGCCUCCUUAGCUGCCGUGGGCCAAAGUCUACCAUGCAGAGACGACAUUUCUUUGGAGGCUGUGCAGGAGCAGGUGACCUCGGCCGUGCAGGAAAUCGGCCAUCUGAUCGAACCCAUCUCUACUGCAGCCCGCGGAGAGGCCGCACAGCUUGGGCACAAGGUGAGUCAGGUGGCUAGCUACUUUGAGCCACUCAUUGUAGCAUCAGUAGGACUGGCCUCUAAGCAUAUGGACCACCAGCAGCAGAUGAACAUCCUGGACCAGACAAAAACGCUUGCUGAGUCUGCACUGCAGAUGCUCUAUGCAGCCAAAGAGGGUGGAGGAAACCCUAAGGCAGCGCAUACCCACGAUGCUAUAGCUGAGGCAGCACAGCUGAUGAAGGAAGCAGUAGAUGACAUCAUGGUGACGCUGAAUGAGGCAGCGAGUGAGGGUGGGAUGGUAGGAGGCAUGGUGGAGUCCAUCGCUGAGGCCAUGGGACGGAUGGAUGAGGGAACUCCGCCGGAAACGGACGGCACAUUUGUGGACUACCAGACCACUAUGGUAAAAUUCUCCAAGGCUAUCGCUAUCACCGCACAAGAAAUGAUGACGAAGUCUGUGACAUGCCAGGAGGAGCUGGGUGGCCUGGCGUCUCAGGUGACCGUGGACUACAUCCAGCUGGCACAGCAAGGACGCCUGGCAGCUGCCACAGCCGAGCCGGAGGAGGUUGGCGUUCAGAUAAAAAGCCGUGUGCAGGAGCUCGGUCAUGGCUGUAUCUAUUUGGUGCAGAAGGCUGGUGCACUCCAGAUGAGUCCCACAGACAGCUUCACCAAGAGAGAGCUGAUCGAAUGUGCACGAGCUGUCACAGAGAAGGUGUCCAUGGUGUUGUCCGCCCUCCAAGCAGGUAACAAAGGCACUCAGGCCUGCAUCACAGCCGCCAGCUCUGUCUCUGGCAUCAUCGCUGACCUGGACACCACCAUCAUGUUUGCCACUGCAGGCACACUGAACGCUGAAAACGAAGAGUCCUUUGCAGAUCACAGGGAGAACAUUCUGAAGACAGCAAAGGCUUUAGUGGAGGACACCAAACUGCUAGUGGCUGGCGCAGCAUCCAGCCAGGAGAGACUGGCCCAGGCCGCGCAGUCCUCCGCCAAGACCAUCACCCAUCUGACAGACGUGGUCAAACUAGGGGCUGCCAGCAUGGGCUCAGACGAUCCAGAGACACAGGUGGUUCUCAUCAACGCCGUGAGGGAUGUGGCCAAAGCUCUUGCCGAACUGAUAGGUGCGACUAAGUGCGCAGCAGGAAAGCCAGCAGAUGACCCUUCAAUGUACCAGCUAAAGAGUGCUGCCAAGGUGAUGGUGACCAAUGUGACCUCUCUGUUGAAAACGGUCAAAGCUGUGGAGGAUGAAGCCACUCGUGGCACGAGAGCGCUGGAGGCCACCAUUGAGUUCAUCAAACAGGAGCUAACGGUCUUCCAGUCCAAGGACACUCCAGAGAAGCCUGCCACACCAGAGGAGCUCAUCCGCAUGACCAAGGGCAUCACUGUAGCCACAGCCAAAUCCGUGGCAGCAGGCAACUCUGGCCAGCAGGAGGACGUCAUCGCCACUGCCAACCUGAGCCGCAAAGCUAUCUCUGACAUGCUGCUCACCUGCAAGCAAGCUGCGUAUCAUCAGGAAGUGGCUGAGGAUGCGCGGAGCAAAGCCUUGCUUUAUGGCCAAGAGUGUACCACCGGAUACAUUGACCUGCUCGAACAUGUUCUACUGGUUUUGCAGAAGCCUACAGCGGAGCACAGACAGCAGCUGGCUGUACUGUCAAAAAAAGUAGCCAGUACUGUCACCGAGCUUAUCCAGACUGCUGAAGCUAUGAAAGGCUCAGAGUGGGUGGACCCCGAGGACCCUACAGUAAUCGCUGAAACUGAGUUGCUGGGAGCCGCCGCUUCCAUUGAGGCUGCAGCUAAAAAACUGGAGCAGCUUAAGCCCAGAGCCAAGCCGAAGCAAGCAGAUGAGUCGCUGGACUUUGAGGAGCAGAUCUUGGAAGCAGCCAAGUCCAUCGCAGCAGCGACCAGCGCUCUGGUGAAGUCUGCAUCAGCUGCACAGAGAGAGCUUGUUGCCCAGGGCAAGGUGGGCUCUGUUCCAGCUAAUGCGGUGGAUGAUGGCCAGUGGUCUCAGGGUCUCAUAUCAGCAGCUCGUAUGGUAGCAGCCGCUACCAGUAGCUUGUGUGAAGCAGCCAACGCCUCAGUUCAAGGUCACGCCAGUGAGGAGAAGCUCAUCUCGUCUGCUAAACAAGUAGCAGCGUCCACCGCCCAGCUGCUGGUGGCCUGCAAAGUGAAAGCUGACCAUGACUCAGAGGCCAUGAGGAGACUACAGGCUGCUGGGAAUGCAGUGAAGAGAGCGUCAGAUAAUCUAGUGAAGGCGGCUCAGAAAGCUGCCUUUGACAAGGCCGAAGAUGACAGCGUGGUUGUCAAGACUAAAUUUGUUGGUGGAAUUGCCCAGAUCAUUGCAGCUCAGGAGGAGAUGCUGCGGAAGGAGAGAGAGCUGGAGGAGGCGCGCAAGAAGUUGGCCCACAUCCGACAACAGCAGUACAAAUUUCUGCCCACUGAGCUGCGGGAAGAUCAGAGCUGAGCUCUGUCACCCAAACACACACAAACACACACACCAAAUAAUAUAGUCUGAGAUCAAAAGUGAGCAUGUCUGCCGCUGGUGUUGGAUCAUUAGCCGUGCUAGAGGCUCCUCUCGUACACGGAGAUGCUCAUAUCAUGAUGUUUUAGGAUGGGAGUGGUCCAAUUCCACCGAUUGGCUGUUUUCUACACCUGAGGGUGGUGCUUUUGAUUGUAAUUGGUUGCUCUUAUAUAGGGCUACGUGUCUUGUUUUUCUGUCAUCUCUUGCUGCAGAUUUUUUCUUUUCACGUGAUAUGCAUUUACCUGCUGUGUGUGCGUGUGUAUAUGGGUGUGUGCAAACAAUCCAUCCAAGCAGUAUGCCAGAUCUAAGACUUUACUAUAUUAACAAUAGCAUUUAUAACACUACCGUUCAGUAGUUCAUUUACACAGCUUGAAAAUACACCGAGAGACAGUCACAUGUACACGUGAUCUCUGCAGUGAAAUGAACGCGAGUUGUAUGAACCUGUGAUGUCUUUACAGUAAGACGUUUUUGUUGGCAAGCUUUCAGAACACAUUAUUUAGGAUACAUUUGCUUUUUCACUGGUGUGAUUACUACGCAACAAUAUUCAUUUAAAGCCUUUGCUCAAGCACUACAUAACUUAAAGCAUAUCAUGAAGGCCUAAAAAAAUCAUUGUAGGAUUGUGCUGUUCACUUAGAAUUAGCUUUAUUCUAAGACUAGGGAAAAUGUACCUCUGUGCUUUGUUGUAUUAUUUAUUGAUAGUCGCAAAAGCUCCUCACCAAAAGCAUUACAGUUACAGAUCUGUUAUAUUUCAGCAAGUAGGACUGAAGCAGAUAUCGUUACGCCGUGUUUAAGCACUCGUGAAUACCUCAGACGUGUUUAACACACUUCAGACAUCUUUAUGACGGUGUUACACACCUGUCUCUUAGACACAGUGAAGAGAACUCUGCAUCUGUCAGGUUCCUCUUCAGACACCAAACACACACACACACACAAUCAGACUCUUGAGAUCUAAAACAGUAGUGGUUAACUGAUUUUGAGGGUGCAUGACUCAGAAAAUACAAAAAAAAAAAAAAAAAAGGAAAAGAAAUAAGAAAAGAUGCCCUAGCACUUCAAGAUUUCUAAGAUGCACUGAUAUUGUUUGUAUUCCGGUGUACUCUCUUCUGCAAAUAACACGUACGCUUCUCGUGGUAGACGUUAGUGAGAAAAUUAGUGGCUUCCUUUCAGAUGGAUAUCUAGUUCCUCUUGUUCGAUUGUUGUUUGCAUAUUAAGGAUUACACAACCCGGCACUUCAAAACACUACAUAUAUCAAACUGCAAUACCCCACCUCUUAAAUUUGAACUGCGGUGUAUAUUAGUGCCUUAUAUUGUCUGCUCUGAUACAAGUCGCCCCUUUUAGGCUUAUCAAAGACUCCAAUCAUAACCUCAACCACUAUAAGAGAAACAAUAAAGAUUCAUUUUUUGGUCAGUGGAAAAGGGGCGACUUGUAGCAGGAAGUAUUAAUGUGUAGUUUUGUCCGACUUCCGAGCAGUAUAAUCAGCGUACCUAUAACAGCUACUGACUGCUGUUUGUUUGAUUCUGCUCUGCCAUAUUCUACUGUUCCAGAUGUGGCCUGAUGCUCUUGCCUUGGUAGAUUGCUCAACUGCCAGCUGUAUUUCACUCUUAGGGGCCGUUGAUGUAACAGCGUCACUCACUCCUCAUGCUUUACAUUUCUAGUGAGUCAAGAAACAACACUGCAUUCCAUGCACAUGUAUCUUACACUUUUCAAUUGACCCAAUCAGGAACUGCUGAUGCCACAGUUUGCUCCGAGUUUCCAAACAGAAAGCAUAUGAGAAACAUACAUAUUGCUGUGGUUUAUUUGGUGUGGUCUUGUAAACGUUUUAUUGCUGCAAUCCUUCUCGUCUUCGUAACCCAAUAUUGCCUCCCGUUUCCUGAUCGAGGCUUAAAUGGAAGUCGUCGCAAUUAUGUCUCAAAUAAGAGUUUUCUCUCCAAUAAACCACUACGUAUGAAGGGUUUGUUUAUAUUUACUAAUAAAUGUAAUGAAGAUAUUGCAAUAUGUGGUUUAAAAUGUGAUGUCUUUUAAUGGAGCAGAAGGGAAAAAAAAAGAAAAAAAAGAAAUAGCUCCUUCAAUUAACCUAGAAUUUUAGGGCCUUCUUUAACCGACUGAAAUGGUAAGAAUAAAAAUGAAAUAAUUAUGAUGCUGUAUGUAAAAUAUUUAUCUGGUCACGAAAGUAUUUUUUGUAUUCACUGAAAAUAAAGCGUUUCAACAAACAU